Molecule: messenger RNA, 525 nt
Organism: Malassezia globosa CBS 7966
Lineage: Eukaryota; Fungi; Basidiomycota; Malasseziomycetes; Malasseziales; Malasseziaceae
Exons: 6
Coding region: 1-525 (174 amino acids)
Source: RefSeq, a predicted model, not a curated record
AUGCUGGUGGCAGUGACGCAAAUGACUAGUGGCGGCAUAAUCCGAGAGAAUCUCGCGAUAGCGCAGAAUCUUGUCCGCUGCGCUGCAAAUGCAGGCGCCAAACUCCUUAUUGAUGACAAAGGACAAAUUCAGGCGAGGUACCGCAAAAUGCAUCUGUACGACGUUCAAGUUCAGCAUGGUAUGUCCAUAUGUGAGAGCAAUACAACCAUCCCUGGUACAGAGCUAGUACCGCCAGUAUCUACGCCUUUUGGGCGUACAGGUCUGUUGACGUGCUACGACAUGCGAUUUCCUGAAGUAGCACUCUCGCUGCGUCGGAGCGGCGCGCAGAUCCUUACUUUUCCAUCCGCUUUUGCUGUGCGAACAGGUGCAGCGCACUGGAGCACAUUGCUCCAAGCACGAGCAAUUGAUACACAGUGCUGGGUCGUCGCUGCUGCACAAGUUGGCACACAUCCGGGGACAACGCGCACAUCCGACAUGCCGCCAUUUGAGGCUGCAUUUGGAUUGGCCGAUAUUGUACGUGCAUAA